CUGAAAGUUUAUGUAGUUACUGACUGAUUUUUAUUUUGGCAGGUUUUAAGGGGCCUUUAGGAUGCAUAAAUCAGUUCUUAUGAUAAGUGCCCUAAUGGGGUUACUGGGUCUGGUAUCCUCCUCUGAGCAGACCAAUUCAUCAAUUUGCAAGCCAUCUCCAAAAUGGAGUAUAGACGGUGAGGUGCCAAUGGCUGAGGCACUUGGAAAUGUGACAGUGGUGGCUCUUCUUCAAGCUAGCUGUGGCUUUUGCCUCAUACAGGCUGCCAGAAUGGGACCUCUUCGUGACAAGUUAUACCUUCAGGGCAUGACAGAUAUAAAGUACUUGAUAGUGAAUGACCAGAGUAAAACCUCAACAGAUAUGUUCCCUGAGUUGAAACGCUGGGCCCCAAAAGGAAUACCAGUGUAUCAGCAAACCCCAGGUCAAGAAGAUGUCUGGGACUUACUGAAUGGAAACAAGGACGACUUUCUAAUCUAUGACAGGUGUGGUCGUCUUACAUUUCAUAUUCGUCUCCCUCUAAGUUUCCUUCAUUUUCCAUAUGUGGAGGCUGCCAUUAAGUUCACGUACAACGAGAGCUUCUGUGGUAACUGCAGCUUUACUUCCAACAGCACCCUGAUGCCAAUGAAUGAAACAGCUUUAUUAUCAUUAAGUGACAACUCUUCAUCUCCAUUACCAAACAAGGAUGGACCCGUCAAUAAGGAACCAAGUAAGACUUUGGAAAAGAACAAAGACCAUAAAAAAUUGGACAGCGAUCGUAGACCUCAUGACCAUUCCCAGCACCAACCUCUUAACAGCCAUACACCUCAAGAGAACCAAAACUAUCAUCCAAGAAACCUUAUUAAAACUGGGGCACAAAGACCAGAAAAUUAGUAAUUACAGGCAAAAUAUUAUGUUAAAUAUUAUGUGCGGCAUAAAACAGCAUAUCUAUUUUAUGAUAAAAAGGAGCAUUUACUGAGAUCCGUAACUUAUAUCACCAUA
Xenopus laevis (African clawed frog) is the source of this 976-nucleotide messenger RNA. It is a transcript of the gene selenop2l.L, whose product is annotated as selenoprotein P2-like L homeolog. The transcript has 4 exons. NCBI's taxonomy places the organism in Eukaryota, Metazoa, Chordata, Amphibia, Anura, Pipidae. The coding region runs from base 62 to 868 and encodes 268 amino acids. The record is from RefSeq and is marked validated.